Messenger RNA from Pyrenophora tritici-repentis Pt-1C-BFP, 1224 nucleotides. Its product is annotated as Reovirus-L2 domain containing protein. Lineage: Eukaryota; Fungi; Ascomycota; Dothideomycetes; Pleosporales; Pleosporaceae. The record is from RefSeq and is a predicted model, not a curated record.
AUGGAGAGCCGACGGUCUUCUCCUUCUCCUCGCCGCAUGCGAAGACCACGAUACAGCAUGCAAAGACAGCGAAGCAACUCAUUCCCUAUCGUUGAAGCCUUGGGCUGCUCGACACCAGAAGCAUUAAUCAUCCUGGCCGAGGGUCGGGCUGCUGUUCGGAAACGUCGUGCCCGACGCAACCAGUCAGUCGACGAGGCCAUGCACGCCUUCAAUCCCAAGGACCACUUGAAAUUCCUCGAGGGACUCGCAGCCAUGGCAACACCUCUAGAGCAAUCGACGCCUUAUGAACCCACACACUCCCAUCACUCACGGAUACCUUCGGAUGCCACAGACAGGAGCACUUCUACUAUUGUACCCGAUAUUGAGGACGCCCAACCUCGCAACCUUCCUCCUACUAUCAACAGUUAUUCCGCCAACCUAGCUCAGUUCAUCAAGGACCAGCUCAAAUCGAUACCAACCUACCAGCUCAACGAGGCACCUGGUUCUCCUCUCUCGCCUCGAUCAUGUCCAGACCUGGCAUCGCCAACGCGCCUAUCUCACUCACCAAACCCCAUGGUCAGAAGACAGCAAGAAGGCCUCAAAGUUAUUGACAUGCCUCCGGUGCGACCACCGGUAAAGAGCCAAUUCUCGGCAUGGAGCUCGACCGACGAAGAAACUCCUGCUGACGGGGAUGCACUUCCUCUGCCAGAGUCAACCUUCUCCCCAAGGGUCCCCGUAUCCAAGGACAGCAACUAUACGCCUUCUGUACUAGGCUACUACGAGACAUCGCACAACAACUCGUCAUUUCUAUUUUCGUCCACGCCACUAGAGGAAGAUUCUGCGCCUGACACGGCCAGGGCUUUCAGGUUCCCAAGCCACUCAGCGUUACCGACUGCCUCGCCUGAACAGGGAGAUGACGACUACCCCUCGUCAUGCCCUUCUCAGCCUCAGCUCACCUUUACGUCAGCCCCGUCGUAUACCUCAUCAUCAGCCUCCUUCUCGUACUUUGACUGCAAGCGCCCUAGAGCCAUCACGCCCCACAUGAAGGAGCGGGUCGUUGCGGCAGUGACGCCUGCACACCUACGGAACAAGCGGCACACAGCCAUGUCGCCUUGGGAGGGAGGCCCCGUCGCAAAUGUUCAUGAUCUCUAUUACGAGUCGUCGCAACAACGGGUCAAUGUCGAUGGCAUGACCUUCGACAUGCUACGAGAGUUCAGCUUUCCCAAUAGGGUCACACCUUGCUGA